Molecule: messenger RNA, 671 nt
Organism: Haplochromis burtoni (Burton's mouthbrooder)
Lineage: Eukaryota; Metazoa; Chordata; Actinopteri; Cichliformes; Cichlidae
Gene: mrpl43
Product: mitochondrial ribosomal protein L43
Exons: 3
Coding region: 143-598 (151 amino acids)
Biological process (GO): mitochondrial translation
Cellular component (GO): mitochondrial large ribosomal subunit
Molecular function (GO): structural constituent of ribosome
Source: RefSeq, a predicted model, not a curated record
CUAUGCGUUUCACUCCGGAACUUGCUACUGACGGACAGCGCUGUGUACAUGCCCGUCAGGUUGUCCUCUGAGAGCCUUGUUACCGUUUAGUGUGUUUGACUGUGUUAUUUUUGUGCAGCAGUAGAAAAAGAGCAGAUUAACGAUGACUUCCAGAGGGACACCGAGUCGUUUUUUGAGAAGUGUCCUUCAAAAUGGCGUCGGUCGGUACGUUUGCCAGCUAAAACGAAUCUCCAUCGUCUUCUCCAAAAAGGCUCAGAGUUCGCUGGGAGCCAGGGAUUUUAUCGAGGAGGGAGUUGUGGAUUAUGCCAACAAGAACCCUGGAACUGUUGUCUAUGUGUCUCCGCAGCCCUGCAGAGUACCAAAAAUAGUUGCAGAAUACUUAAAUGGCAACGUGAGGGAAGAAACCAUCACGAGCAAAACGUCUCAGCAGAUAUCCGAGCUUUUGACUAAGCUGACCAAUCAGUCCGGUCUGGAAAUCAUCCGCAUUCGCAAACCCUUCCACACAGACAGUCCCAGCAUCCAGGGCCUGUGGCACCCUUUCACCAACCGGCCCCUGUCUAUUGGCCCCAUAAGGCCACAGAAACCAGAUUCUCAAUAAGGACUAACGAAAGAAAAUGUUGAACUUCCAUUUGUAUUUUUUGCAAUUUAAAUUAAAUCACUGGUGAAUAACA